Messenger RNA from Hirundo rustica (Barn swallow), 339 nucleotides. Its product is annotated as feather beta keratin-like. Gene Ontology annotation, molecular function: structural constituent of cytoskeleton. The transcript has a single exon. Lineage: Eukaryota; Metazoa; Chordata; Aves; Passeriformes; Hirundinidae. The record is from RefSeq and is a predicted model, not a curated record. The coding region runs from base 1 to 339 and encodes 112 amino acids. Gene Ontology annotation, cellular component: intermediate filament.
AUGGCCUGCUACGACAUCUGCCGUCCCUGCGGACCCACCCCGCUGGCCAACAGCUGCAACGAGCCCUGUGCCCUGCAAUGCCAGAACUCCAGCGUCAUCAUCAACCCUUCCCCUGUGCUGGUGACCCUGCCAGGACCCAUCAUGACCUCCUUCCCCCAGAACACCGCCGUCGGAUCCACCUCCUCGGCUGCUGUGGGCACUGAACUCAGUGUCCAGGGACAGCCCAUCUCGGGUGGAUUUGGCUACGGCCUUGGCUACGGCCUUGGCUAUGGCCGUGGAUUUGGCUAUGGCCUGGGAGGCCUGGGCUGCUACGGCAGAAGGGGGGGCUACAACUGCUGA